AUGGACUGUCUGCAAGGACGACUAUCCUACUCAUCAUGGCGUCUACAGGUAUUCCGACAACUAUUCAUGCCAUCGCCACGCUUUACCGCCGCUAGAAGCAGCUCCCGCCGCAUGAUCUCAAGCUCGACUGCAACUCUAUCCCAAACAAGAACCCUGCGACAAGGCUCUUCUGAGAACGCCAACAACACACAAACGCUAGAAACGAAACCCAGCGCAUUAUCACAAAACAAUGAACAGCCCCUUCGACCCUCUCAACUUCUCCCACAAUCCCCCCUCUUGACCAACCCGCAUCCCCAUCUCGCAAAAAAGCACAAGAAGCGCAUCGCAACCCACAAAGACCUCCAUGCACUACGCCAAAACCCCUGGGCAGUGGCCCUCGCAUCGCCUCCGCGCAUGUGCGCUAUCACAGGGACCCGCCUACCGCGCGCUUUUCUCGGCGAUUGGGGCAUGGUGCGCCGCCCGGACUCAAAGGAGGGUUUAUGGUUCAUGCCCGUGGGAGCGAUGAAAGACGAACUGGAGCUGCCCUCUCCGCACAAGCCACGUUCGGAAAAAGACACACCUGGAUCUGAACGCGGGAUGUUCAGGAACAGGUCAUUCCACUACCUCAUCCUGCGCAUUGUUGAUCGCCUUCCGCUGCUGCGAUCGUUGACUGCGGCGUUGACGGGCCAUGCGCCGGGAAGAAAGGUCUCGCCAAUCGUGCGGGUGCUCCCUUUCCGGUGGAAGCAUCCGCAUGGCCCUAUCACGGCCCAUGAGGAAAAACAAAUGAUCUGGCGGGAGGAUAUGCCUGAUUUUGUAUUGGCGCAGAUGAGGACCAGCGUCGUGAAGCAGAUCAAGAGGGUCAGCGAUAGGUAUAAGCGGACGAAUGUCGCCAAUGGAGUCUGGACAACAAUGGAUAUGGACGGGGUUUCGGAGGUCCAGCUACUGGAGGGUCUGAAGAGCUUAGAGACAUUUGCGCGCAUGGAAACAGGCGCGGUUAUCGUGCUGGGUUCUUCACAAGUACGCGAAGACGCCGUGGCCGGCGCAGAACUAGAGGCAUCAUCGAUUGCUGAAGAUACUCUACCUGAGUUCAUCGAACUUCCUCAGACGAAAUCCAAGGUCCCCGUGUUUGAUCUGCGACGGCUUCUCUCGCGGGGUGACCUAGACAAGAUCCGGACUUACCACCCUCGGUUCCAGAGUGCUGCGGUAUUUUUCAGGCCUGAUGAAUCGAUGACGAUAGAAGCAAUACUGGGAUUGUGGAAACUUCAGGGCUUGGUACGCGGAGAUGAAACACCUUGA
Molecule: messenger RNA, 1275 nt
Organism: Aspergillus terreus NIH2624
Lineage: Eukaryota; Fungi; Ascomycota; Eurotiomycetes; Eurotiales; Aspergillaceae
Exons: 1
Coding region: 1-1275 (424 amino acids)
Source: RefSeq, a predicted model, not a curated record